Messenger RNA from Mytilus californianus (California mussel), 627 nucleotides. RefSeq lists its product as uncharacterized. Gene Ontology annotation, molecular function: calcium ion binding. The transcript is spliced from 7 exons. The record is from RefSeq and is a predicted model, not a curated record. NCBI's taxonomy places the organism in Eukaryota, Metazoa, Mollusca, Bivalvia, Mytilida, Mytilidae. Bases 86 to 511 code for a protein of 141 amino acids.
GAAAGAUAAGACAAAUGACUAAGCUUUAAAUGCUAUCUAUAGUCUAGACUAGUCUUAGUAAGUCUUCACUUGGAUCUAGAUCACCAUGCAGUUGCUCGUCGUAUUAUCCCUACUUUUUGGAUAUGCUUAUUGUCAGGUUGAUGUCCAUGGACAUGAUUUGAAUGCACUGGUAGCUAAAGGGUUUGCUCGUCUUGACACGAAUCAUGACGGAAUAUUGGAAAACAGCGAAUAUGAGGCACUUCUAAAGGCUGACGACGAUAAUAGUGACGGAACGUUAACAUGUGAUGAAUACGUAGCUCACUCGUCUGCUCCAAAGGCACUUGCCUUACAAAUAUUUAGUAGUUUUGAUCCUAAUAAUGACUGUUCUCUGACCCAUGCAGAAGCUUUGACCAUACUACAUAAAAUGGACCAAACAGGAGAUGGACAGGUCAGCGAACAUGAGUUUGAACAUUUUUACCUUCAGCUCAUGAAACAUCUUGGCCACGUCACGGAUCAUGGUCAUCAAGGUUGAUCUCUCUCCUUACUGACGCGACCAGGUACGCAAAUGGAGACACAAAAAGUUUUAAUAAAGGACAAGAAUUAUAUCUUUCCAUGUUAACAGGAUAAUAAAUUGAAAGGGCGUUAGAA